CAUCAUGAAAUCAACUUUAAACAUUUUUCUCAUUUGGAUUUUUUACAUCUUGCUACAUAUUGUUUCUGGAAAACGUGGUUUUGAUAUCGUAAUGGAAUCAUUAAAAUGUACAGCUGAUCCCAAAUACAUAGGUAAAAAUGAUUGUUUUAUUGAUAAGUCCAUAAAACAAGGUAAAGCAAAUGCUGAUCUUGAAUUCAUUCAUGAAAUUCCAACUCUUACUUAUUCAUUAACAAUUGAUGCUCUAAGAGGCAAUAGCGAACAUUUUACAUUGAUUAAUUUACAAAAUGCCGAUGGAUGUGCUUUUCUUGAGGGAAAACUUGAUGGAAAUUUAGUUAAAAUUUAUAGAGAAACAUUGAUUCAAGGUGGAAAUUUCCCAAUAAAGUGUCCUAUUGUCAAAGAUUACCAUCUUGAAUUGAAAAAUAUUGUGGUUGAUGUUGAAAAAUUUCCACCAUAUUUACCAGAAGCAAAGUUUGUAAUUAAGGCACAAGUUAAAAUGGAGAAAGUUCUAUUUUUAGAAAUUGAACUUAAUGGGACAGUUGUUCAAAAACGUAAAAUUGGAUAAAUCUAAAAUGACUAUUUUUCAAUAAACUUACAUAUUUGAUUUGUAUUAGGUAUUAAUAAAAUUGUAUUAAAGUUCUUAUUCCUUUUUCUCUUUCUAAGUUCUUUAUUGCUGGGUACUUGAUUUUCAAAAAACGAAUGUGUUUAAGUUGAAUUUUAUACGAGUAACACUUGUGAGACGUUUUUAUUGCAAGUUUAUUUUAUUUAUAUAGCUAACAACACAAUGAGCCCCAUUUCAGAAUGUACUAAGAAAAAAUAUGUAUUUACAUAAGAGUUUGAAGAAAGUUGAGGUUACAUGCAAAUGAUGAAGAUUGCCAAAAAGGAACGGGUGCAGGAGACCCAGAAGUAAUCGUGAACUUUCGCAAAUUUCAUAUUCCUUUGUAAGAUUAUAACCUUUAACAAGAACGAUAUAUAUUUUUUUAAUCCGAAAAAGGAGAGUUGUAGGCCUUACAGGAUGACUUUUAAUCUUUUAUCUUAAAUAUAAACUGCCAAAUUUGAUUAAAGGCUGAAAAGUCUGAAAAUUCAGUGGUUAUUAUCAAAAAAAGU
Messenger RNA from Eupeodes corollae, 1104 nucleotides. RefSeq lists its product as uncharacterized. The record is from RefSeq and is a predicted model, not a curated record. The transcript has 3 exons. Bases 5 to 562 code for a protein of 185 amino acids. Lineage: Eukaryota; Metazoa; Arthropoda; Insecta; Diptera; Syrphidae.